AUGUCUGACAAACCCGAGAUGGCUGAGAUCGAGAAAUUCGAUAAGUCGAUAUUGAAGACAGAAAAGCAAGAGAAAAAUCCACUGCCUUCCAAGGAAAUGAUCGAACAGGGGAAGCAAGCAGGCGAGUCGUAG
Molecule: messenger RNA, 132 nt
Organism: Cynocephalus volans (Philippine flying lemur)
Lineage: Eukaryota; Metazoa; Chordata; Mammalia; Dermoptera; Cynocephalidae
Product: thymosin beta-4-like
Exons: 1
Coding region: 1-132 (43 amino acids)
Biological process (GO): actin filament organization; regulation of cell migration
Cellular component (GO): cytoplasm
Molecular function (GO): actin monomer binding
Source: RefSeq, a predicted model, not a curated record